Molecule: messenger RNA, 2381 nt
Organism: Trachemys scripta elegans
Lineage: Eukaryota; Metazoa; Chordata; Testudines; Emydidae
Gene: WDR74
Product: WD repeat domain 74
Exons: 11
Coding region: 814-1953 (379 amino acids)
Biological process (GO): ribosomal large subunit biogenesis
Cellular component (GO): nucleolus; preribosome, large subunit precursor
Molecular function (GO): protein binding
Source: RefSeq, a predicted model, not a curated record
CCCUCUGCAGGUGUGGUGCUCAUGAGUACUGCUGUGUCUCUAAUGCCAGGAGGGUGAGAGUCUGGCCAAGAUCUUUGUGGUGUUGGACCUGGAGGUGUUCCCUAGAGAGAAGAUGGCUUCCCCCUUCAAGCUCAUUGCACACACACACCAUUCUCCCCAGAGGCACCUGCAGGACUGCAUGGGCAGUGGGGACCCAGGGCUGCUAAGCCAACAUGCCUGCUUUUGCUUUGCUGUCACCAGGCCAUUCCAGGAGGCGGAGGGUGUGGAUUAGCGCUGUGUCUGGGCCAUGUGCCCUGGGGGUGCUGCCUGCCCAGCCCUGCUCCUGGCAUUGCACUGACCACCCUUCCUGGCCAUACUCAGGAAGGCAGCUGAUGCACAGGCUCUGGAAAGCAGGAACCCAACAAGCCACUGCUCUUGCUCUGGCUUUGCUGAGACUCCCAUGGUCUACUGGAUCUGAUGGGAGGAACUAGGCUCUGCGGAGGAGGGGCCUAGACAGACUGUGACCCCAUAAGGGAUGGUAUUUGUGCUGCUCCUUAUGGGGUGGGGGAAGAAUGCACAAUGAACAGGCAGCAGGCGGGAACGUUGCGAGUAGAACUAGGUGUAGGCAGGAAAGGGUUCGGUGAGACACCACGGAGCGGAAGCAAACCCGGCCCAGGCCUGUCACGAAUCGCGAAGUCUAACAUCCGGCUUCCGGCGUAAUACUGUAAGCGGUCCGGUCCCGCACCACUUCCCUCCUCUUUUAGCACAUUCUGGCCCACCAGGACAGCCAGAAGGGAGCGAGCCGGAGCGGAUAGAGAGAGGUAGCGGGGCAAGAUGGAGUCUUCUGCGCGGUGGAAUCACGUGUGGGUUGGAUCCGAGACUGGCAUCCUGAAAGGGGUGAACCUGCGGCGGAGACAGGCCACCAACUAUGUGGCGGCCUCGGCACUGCGCCGGGAUGAGGGCGUCUGCGCCAUGUGCUGGGGGGACCCCUCCGAGUCCGAGAUCCUCGUCGGCUGCCUGGAUCGGUCGGUGAAGCUGUUCAGCACCGAGAAGGGAAAGUUCACAGAGUCGCGGCAAUGUCUGGGCGGGGAGGGCUCGUUCUGCGGCCUGGCCGUGCACGACAGUUCCAUCAUCACCUGUGUGGAGUCUGGUCUCCUCAAGGUCUGGCGGGAUGCCUCAUCUGAAAACAUGGAAACCCAGGUGGGGGCUGGCGUGUGCCGUAUGCGCCAGAACCCUGCCCAGCCGCAGUCUGUGGGGACAGGUGGGAAGGAGAACGCUCUGAAGGUCUGGGACUUGCACCGGCCUGAGGAACCCAUCUUCCGUGCCAAAAAUGUGCGGAAUGACUGGCUCAAUCUCCGAGUCCCUGUGUGGGAGCGUGACCUGCAGUUCCUACCUGGCUCUGAGAAGAUUGUCACCUGCACUGGGCACCACCAGGUGCGGCUGUACGACCCCAGCUCCCCACAGCGGCGCCCUGUGCUGGAGGCAACCUAUGGGGAAUACCCCCUCACAGCCCUCUCCCUGACCCCUGGUGCUGACUCUGUGGUGGUAGGCAGCUCGCACGGGGACAUGGCUGUCAUUGACCUGCGGCAAGGACGGCUGGUGAAAUGCCUGAAGGGCUUUGCUGGGAGUGUGCGCAGCGUCCAGUGUCACCCCACCCUCCCACUCGUGGCUUCCUGUGGCCUUGACCGCUUCCUGCGGGUACAUAAUAUCGAGGACAAGCACCUGGUACACAAGGUGUAUCUGAAGUCCCGGUUGAACUGCCUGCUGCUGACCAGCCGUGAGAAGUGGGAGGAUGAAGAACCUGAAUCUGCAGCCCCCCAAGCAGACGUGAAGGAGGAAAAAGAUGAGCUGUGGGAUGGCAUGGAGACGGUGGCUACCAAAACAGUGCUCAAGCGCAGGGCGGACCCCAAUGUCCGGGAGACCCAGCUAGGCAAGCGUCCCAAGAAGCAGAAGAGAACGAGCGCUGGGCCUUGAGGGGGCCAGUGGGGAGCCUAUGCCCCAGCCAGAAAGGAUAAUGAACUCGCUCCCCACCCCGGCCAUAGGGACUCCUGUCUGGACAAGGGGAGGGGAAGCCUCAUGUCUCUGCUGGCCAGAGGCACCAGCCUCUCCCCUGCUGCUGAAAGGGACUGGGGUGGAGCGGGGGUGGAAAUGUGCCAGCCCUAGCUGGGGUUGGCAGGGCCCUAACCUCUCAGAGAAUGCUGCCCCUGCUUGGACAAGGUGGGUUGAGCUGGGGGCAGUCACAGCCCACUGUGGGGCUGGAGGGCAGAGCUGGGUCCAUUAAGGCCCAUUCCAUUGGCCAGCAAGUGGAGCAGAUAUUUUGGGUAAGAGAUUUGGAUCUACCGCCUGGACACCCAAGCUGUAAUGGCCAUCACACAGCAGUGUAAAAAGAACCUAUAACCGUG